AUGUUUUACUCUCUCGUGCUAGUAGGUUAUUUAAAACUUAGAGAACUCAUAAUGCCACAAUUUAUUGCCGUAUCACUUCAGGAUCGUAUAUUUCCUUGCACAGAAGAAGAAACCCUUUUUCCGAGACACAACAUCUGCAAAUACUUUGCAGCAAUCCUCUUAGCCUUUAACCACAUUUAUUCACUGCUCAGCCAUACAUUUCUGCCAACUGAAAUUUCAAAAUUAUGGAUAUUGCAGAUAAACUGCUACCUACGACAAAUGUUCUCUAUUCACGAAUGCACUAUAUCCGUCUGUAAAGCGGAGCGAAAGCUCGAUUGUUGGUAA
Vavraia culicis subsp. floridensis is the source of this 324-nucleotide messenger RNA. RefSeq lists its product as uncharacterized. NCBI's taxonomy places the organism in Eukaryota, Fungi, Microsporidia, Pleistophoridae. The transcript has a single exon. Bases 1 to 324 code for a protein of 107 amino acids. The record is from RefSeq and is a predicted model, not a curated record.